Amborella trichopoda is the source of this 4500-nucleotide messenger RNA. Its product is annotated as forkhead-associated domain-containing protein / FHA domain-containing protein. Gene Ontology annotation, biological process: DNA repair. NCBI's taxonomy places the organism in Eukaryota, Viridiplantae, Streptophyta, Magnoliopsida, Amborellales, Amborellaceae. Gene Ontology annotation, cellular component: nucleus. Gene Ontology annotation, molecular function: hydrolase activity, acting on acid anhydrides, in phosphorus-containing anhydrides; phosphoric diester hydrolase activity; nucleic acid binding. The record is from RefSeq and is a predicted model, not a curated record.
GGAGGAGACCUGCUCGUACUUUGCCCUAAUUCGUCUCCUCCAAUAUCAAGUCGAGGGUAAGUAAUGUUUUUUAUCUUCAAUUUUUUUGGUCCAAAUUUAUUUAUUUUGUUCAAAGCUGAUUUUUUACUUAUUUUUCAGUGUUUUCCUCUCGGAAAUUACACGUGAACCCUAAAUUCUGGAUUUUGAAUCACCCAUUGCAAUUUUUCUUCUUCCAUUAUUAGAUUUUUCAUUGUUUUGCACGAAAAAUUCUAGUUGUUAAUUUACUCCAUGCUUGGAUCAUAAUUUCAAGAUAAUUUUUUCAUUACUUUUUUUAGUGUUUGGAAAAUUUGAGAGAGAAAUUUUCAUGAAUUUGUCAUGAAUUUUCUCUUGAAUUCUGGUUUGGAAGCUCCAUCUCCUCUCUGUGGUCAUGUCUCCGAAAGAUUUAGGAAAGAGGAGAAAAGGGGAGUUUCCUCUCUGUUCAAAAAAGAAGAGGAGGGUUUUUACCACCCCAAAAUGUAUGAUCUUGAAGUGCCUUGAUGCUCCGAUUGUCUCUUCAAUCACUGGUUCAACCGGUGACUCCAUCUGCUUGAAACCCAACAAGUUAUACACAUUUGGUAGGAAAAAGAGCUGCUGUGAUUUUAUAUUUUUGGAUCGCCGGGUUAGUAAAAGGCAUUGCCAGUUAUUCUUUGAUGGGGUUGAUCGCAAACUGUUCAUUGUAGAUGGGUUUGUUUUGCCGUCUGAUAGUGGUUUGGAUCAAAUUAGGGGGUUCUAUGGAUCAAAAUUUGAGAAACCCAAUUUAGGGUCAAGGGGUAAUGAAGCUUCUUUGAAUGGGGUAUUUGUUAAUGGUUUUAGGCUUGGGAAUGGUGAUAUUAGGGGAUUGGAUAUUGGUGAUGAGGUAUCAUUUGUUUGUGGCAACAAAUUGGAUAGUGAGAUUGGAUGUUCUCUAGGGUUUUUGGUGAAGGACUUCAGUUUUGGGGAGGGUACCGAUAGAUUAGGUGAUGGCAAGACUGAUAGAUAUUUCAAAGAUGAAUUUGUUCGUGUUAUAUCUAAGUUGGGUAAUAUAGAGGGAAAAACUUCAGAUAAGGUACUCGUUGAUGCUGGGAAGAAAUCGCAAUUGACUCGUUAUGGAAAGAAAAAUUUGAGUUUUCUGUGCAAUAACGGGAAGCGUAACCUUUGUCAGGUUUAUAACUCAACGAAUGAUUCUUUAUGCAAAUGUAGAGCUGUAUCUAUAAUGGGGAAUCUGAGGGAGAAUCAAUUGUUGAUGAAGGGUAACAAAUCCAGUUAUUUUUCAAUUCAUGGUGUUUUCCAUGAAUCAGACUUCCAUGGAGAAUUGAUAACUAAGGCCCUGGGACUUCUAGACAAAUGCAAAAAUUUAUUGCAAUCAUAUGACUGUGCUUUUCUCUUGCAGAAAAAUGUGGGGACCUCUAGUGUCUCAGUUACUAAUUGGUCAGGACAUGAUGAGUUGUUGGUUGAAGAUGAGGUUGCUUUCAGAAGAAGGGAAACUGCCGCUAUUAGCACAAUUGUGCAUUCAAAGAAACUAAAUGGGGAUGAGAAUUUGGUGCUUGAGGAGAAAUUGGGUAUGAGAAGUUGCUUUGAAAGAUCAUCAUUAUCAUCAGACAUCGUUGAAAAGCUUGUUCCCAACUGUAAUUUAGAAGAGCAUUGUAAUAGAGGCCUGGCUUCUGAGAUUCUAUUACCCAUAAAUAAGUGUAAUUCAUAUCCCACAUCUGGAUUCGAAAACUCUAUGAAAUUUGAGCCUAUGUACUUGCAUGGUGGUCCAAGGAAGAUGCAUUCUUAUGGGAAAUCUGUUAGGAAAGUCACAGGUGAUUAUAUGUUUGAGGAUCACCUCACAAGUGUUGUAGACAGCAUUGAUCUUCAUGAAUCUCCAAACUUUAUCGAUUCAAGUGAGAAGGCAGUAAUUCGUGAUAACUUUCAGGAUGGGAAAUCAUACCAAAAUAGUCCAAAUUUAUCAAAUGUUUCGAUGAAUGUUAAUUUAUGUAGAAAUAAGGGAAUUGUAGCUGAUGUGUGCCUUAGCAACAUUUCAUCACCAAAUCACAGUAGAAUGCCUGGUUAUCCGGACAAGGGUUUGUCAGGGAAAAGCAUUGAAGGACUUCAGUCAGAGAAAUCUAUUGAUAUUGAUUUUCUUUCAUCAGGGAAGACAAUAUUUUUGAACCGCCUUGAGUUUAUGAGCCUGAAUUCAUCAGACCAACCUGCAACAGUGUCUUUGCCCGAUCUGUUUACACCAGUGGAGAGUCUAUCCGGCAUAUUCAUUGCAACAUUUACAAAUGAUAUAAUGUGGUUUUUGACAUGCUGUAAAGUGCCCAAAAAUUUACCUAUGACCAUUGCAUGUCAUAAUACUGAGAGAUGUUGGAGUCCUAAUUGUGCUGACCGAUACUUGUUGCCUUAUCCGGAAUAUCCAAACCUUAUAGUCAUUUAUCCUCCAUUCCCAGAUACUAUAGCUUUUGGUAAAGAUCGCAAGAGGCAAGGGGUAGCAUGCCAUCAUCCAAAAUUGUUUGUCUUGCAGAGAGAAGAUAGCAUACGUGUUGUUAUUACUUCUGCAAAUUUGGUUUCAACACAGUGGAAUAAGGUUACUAAUACCGUCUGGUGGCAAGAUUUCCCUCGCAGUACACUUGAUCUUCCAUCUCUUUUUAGUCGUUCAUCAUCAUGGGGAGAAGACAAAGGCUCACAAUCUGAUUUUGCUGCUCAUUUGGCGGGAUUCAUAGCAUCUCUUGUUAUUGAUGUACCAAGACAGGCACAUUGGAUCAUAGAAUUAUCUAAGUAUGAUUUCAAGAAGGCUUCAGUUCAUUUGAUUGCUUCAAUUCCUGGCUUGCAUGAACGCGUCUCUCCUUAUAUGAUGGAGCAUAUGCAUGUCUUAACUGCUAUGCCUGUCUCGAUACAUUCGCAGUUUGUGGGUGCAAGCUUUCUUGGCUCUGUGCAAGCAUCUGUAGUAGGUCUCACUCACCGGUUUCGUUCUAACGCUGAUACAAAUGGUGAACAACUGAGGUCUCUUGCUUCUAUCCUUGGGAAUUGCAGAGGAAAUGCUUAUGGAAAGUCAGAGGUUGUCUUGAAAAGAAAUUUCAACAUACCUGCUGAUCCCAAUGCUGUGAGCGUCAUAGUUUCUGAUCUAGUUCAUUGCUCAGAAGAGACUAUUCAUGGGGAAGAUUAUGUCCAGCUUGGUUUUUUACCAAGAGAUGUUGCGAAAUGGGUAGCACCUCUGUGUGAUGCAGACUUUUUCUCUUUUUCUGCCUUUGUAUCUCCUCAAGAGGCACUAGCAGCUGCUCUAGUAGGGAACAAUAAUAAAGUGCAUCUACUGUUAUAUGUGUUUGAGGGGCCAAAGUUUUCCCAAAUGCCAAAAUUGAUGGAACAUGAGCAUGUCGCUGCUAUGUGCCAUCUUCUUGUGUCCAUACAAAGAUGUCUAGGCCUUUGGCGCUUACAAGAGGUUCUUUCCCAGUACAAGUGGCCAGAAUCCCAGGAAAUCGACUUCAUAUAUGGUGCCUCCUCUGUAGGAACAUCUCUUGAUGCCCAAUUUUUAGGUGCAUUUUCUACAGCAACAGGGAAAAGAUCAAUCUUAUCUGAUGAUUCACAAGAGUCUGAUCCUGAGUGGGGUUGCUGGAAUGCUGAGCAUGAGGAGAAGAAAUCAUCCAUUCGUAUUUUAUACCCCACAAUUGAGCAAGUGAGGAAUGGGGCCCAUGGAAUCUGGCCUUACAGACGCCUCCUCUCCUUCUCUGAGAAAACAUGGCAGAGAUUGAGAACUGCUAAUAUGUUUCACGAUGCUAUCCCUCGUCCAUGCAGUAGAGUUGGCUAUCCCAUGCAUGUUAAGGUAGCUCGGAGACGCUUUUGGUGCAAAUCAAAUGCAACUUCUUUUGGUUGGAUAUAUUGUGGUUCACAUAAUUUCAGCCCAGCUGCUUGGGGUCGUCCUCUUAAAAACUCAUCCGGCUCAAAGCAAGGCCCAACCACGAGCUCUAUAUUGGGCUCAAGACUCCACAUUUGUAAUUACGAACUUGGUGUGAUUUUGAUAGUUCCUCCUCCUGAUAUUUGUAGAAAUGCUAAGGGAAUUACCGAAAAUUUGGAUGAUAUUAUGUUGCCAUUUGUUGUGCCUGCACCCAAGUAUCAGGGUAGUGAUAGGCCUGCAACUGCUCAAGCCAUGAGGCAAGCUCUGGUUGAAAGUAUGGAAUUGGAAAAGAAAAAGAACACUCUGUUGGAUGUUGAACAAGAGGUGACGGAUAUCGAAGUCCUAGAAGAUGAUGAGGAGAUGGUAGAUGUGAGUUGUAUAGAUGAGGAGAAGAAAGAGGAGGAUAACUAUUAUGCUGAGAUUCUCUGGAACCAAGUGGAUUCACCUGGGGUCUAAUGCAUCUCCAAGCCAUUGUAAUAAUUUCUAUGCAUUCUUCAAUAAAUAUAUUAGUGAUUCAAUUAAUGUUGAAACUAGAGGGGUUUUUUUUUUCGUACCUUCUUUUGUAUUAUUUGUAACGUUGUGAUUCAUUGUAUUAUGCAACCAAUUAAUCAAAUCCCAUAUUUCUGGUGUUU